AUGCAGUUAGGGGAGCAGCUCUUGGUGAGCUCGGUGAACCUGCCCGGCGCGCACUUCUACCCGCUGGAGGGGGCGCGAGGCGGUGGCGGCGGGAGCGCCGGCCACCUCCCGGGAGCGGCCCCCUCGCCUCAGAGGCUGGACUUAGACAAAGCGCCCAAGAAGUUCUCGGGCAGCCUCUCGUGCGAGGCAGGGAGCGGGGAGCCCGCAGCCGCCGGUGCGGGGGCCCCCGCGGCCAUGCUCAGUGACGCCGACGCCGGGGACGCCUUUGCCGGCACCGCGGCCGUGGCCAAGCCGGGGCCCCCGGACGGCCGCAAGGGCUCCCCCUGCGGGGAGGAGGAGCUGCCCCCCGCCGCCGCCGCCGCCGCCGCCGCUGCCGCCGCCGCCAGCGCGCGCUACUCCAUGGACAGCCUGAGCUCGGAGCGCUACUACCUCCAGUCCCCUGGGCCUCAGGGCUCCGAGCUGGCCGCGCCCUGCUCGCUGUUCCCGUACCAGGCGGCGGCCGGGGCGCCCCACGGAUCUGUGUACCCGGCUCCCAACGGGGCGCGCUACCCCUACGGCUCCAUGCUGCCCCCCGGCGGCUUCCCCGCGGCCGUGUGCCCACCUGGCAGGGCGCAGUUCGGCCCGGGAGCAGGCGCGAGCGGCGGCGCGGGCGGCAGCGGCGGGGGAGGCGCCCCGGGCGCCUAUCAGUACGGCCAGGGGGCUCCGCUCUACGGGCCGUACUCCGGGGCAGCAGCCGCGGGUUCCUGCGGAGGACUGGGGAGCCUGGGGGUUCCCGGCUCCGGCUUCCGCGCCCACGUCUACCUGUGCAACCGGCCUCUGUGGCUCAAAUUCCACCGCCACCAAACCGAGAUGAUCAUUACGAAACAGGGCAGACGCAUGUUUCCUUUCUUGAGUUUCAACAUAAAUGGACUCAAUCCCACCGCCCACUACAACGUGUUCGUAGAAGUGGUGCUGGCGGACCCCAACCACUGGCGCUUCCAGGGGGGCAAAUGGGUGACCUGCGGAAAAGCCGACAAUAACAUGCAGGGCAACAAAAUGUAUGUUCACCCAGAGUCUCCUAAUACUGGUUCCCACUGGAUGAGACAGGAGAUUUCCUUUGGGAAAUUAAAACUCACCAAUAACAAAGGCGCAAAUAACAACAACACCCAGAUGAUAGUCUUACAGUCUUUACACAAGUACCAACCACGACUGCACAUCGUUGAAGUCACAGAGGAUGGUGUGGAGGACUUGAACGAGCCCUCCAAGACUCAGACCUUCAUCUUCUCAGAAACGCAGUUCAUUGCAGUGACUGCCUACCAAAACACCGAUAUAACUCAACUAAAGAUUGAUCACAACCCCUUUGCAAAAGGCUUCAGGGACAACUAUGACUCCAUGUACACCGCUUCCGAAAAUGACAGGUUAACUCCAUCUCCCACGGAUUCUCCUAGAUCCCAUCAGAUUGUCCCCGGAGGUCGGUACGGCAUUCAGUCCUUCUUCCCGGAGCCCUUUGUCAACACUUUACCUCAAGCCCGAUAUUAUAAUGGCGAGAGAACCGUGCCACAGACCAACGGCCUCCUUUCACCCCAACAGAGCGAAGAGGUGGCCAACCCUCCCCAGCGAUGGCUUGUCACACCCGUCCAGCAACCUGGGACCAACAAACUAGACAUCGGUUCCUAUGAGUCUGAAUAUACUUCCAGCACCUUGCUCCCAUAUGGUAUUAAAUCCUUGCCCCUCCAGACAUCCCAUGCCCUGGGGUAUUACCCCGACCCCACCUUCCCUGCAAUGGCAGGGUGGGGAGGUAGAGGUUCUUAUCAAAGGAAGAUGGCAGCUGGACUCCCAUGGACCUCCAGAACAAGUCCCCCUGUGUUCUCUGAAGAUCAGCUCUCCAAGGAGAAAGUCAAAGAAGAAAUUAGCUCUUCUUGGAUAGAGACACCCCCAUCCAUCAAGUCUCUUGACUCCAAUGAUUCAGGGGUGUACACCAGUGCUUGUAAGCGAAGGCGGCUGUCUCCUAGCUCCUCUAGCAAUGAAAAUUCUCCCUCCAUAAAGUGCGAGGACAUCAAUGCUGAAGAGUACAGUAAAGACACCUCAAAAGGCAUGGGGGGGUAUUAUGCUUUUUACACGACUCCCUAA
This is a messenger RNA of Eubalaena glacialis (North Atlantic right whale), 2109 nucleotides long. RefSeq names its product eomesodermin (gene EOMES). Gene Ontology annotation, cellular component: nucleus. NCBI's taxonomy places the organism in Eukaryota, Metazoa, Chordata, Mammalia, Artiodactyla, Balaenidae. Gene Ontology annotation, biological process: CD8-positive, alpha-beta T cell differentiation involved in immune response; regulation of transcription by RNA polymerase II; positive regulation of DNA-templated transcription. Bases 1 to 2109 code for a protein of 702 amino acids. Gene Ontology annotation, molecular function: DNA-binding transcription factor activity, RNA polymerase II-specific; RNA polymerase II cis-regulatory region sequence-specific DNA binding. The transcript is spliced from 6 exons. The record is from RefSeq and is a predicted model, not a curated record.